Messenger RNA from Triplophysa dalaica, 2229 nucleotides. It is a transcript of the gene dusp19a, whose product is annotated as dual specificity phosphatase 19a. The transcript has 4 exons. Gene Ontology annotation, biological process: protein dephosphorylation; regulation of MAP kinase activity. The coding region runs from base 243 to 1145 and encodes 300 amino acids. Lineage: Eukaryota; Metazoa; Chordata; Actinopteri; Cypriniformes; Nemacheilidae. The record is from RefSeq and is a predicted model, not a curated record. Gene Ontology annotation, molecular function: JUN kinase phosphatase activity. Gene Ontology annotation, cellular component: cytoplasm.
GUCUUGCUCGUAUCAUCCAAACAAAAUAGAAAGAAAACAAUACACAUAAUUUGAAUUCCACGAUACAAUAAGAGAUGAAGGUUUUUUAUGCAUAAUUGAAGUAGCACUUACGUUAAAUAGUGAAAAUAUUCAUAUCUCGAAAGAAUCACAUGCCUUACAUUUGUUUUAAAUUGUUCAUGUAUAAUAUAAGUCAAAUAAGUCAUUAAAAAACGAUAUACACUUUGUAGGAAUUUGAUAUUAUAAUGUUAGAGUUACAUACUUCACACAUGCAUUUACGCUUCUUUUCCUGUGGGUGGCAGUGUUGUCCUUCUGCGCUUUCCCAGGUAAUUAUUCUGAGGUGCGCUAAUGAAUCUUCUCAAUUUUCAAGUAGGAUCGAGGUCAGAUACAUGUUGAUGGGCAUUACUCGUGAGGCAACAGCGAACGAUCUCACGGCACAAAUAAGAGAAGAAAAAAAAACACGGAGCCUUUACUGUUCUGUCUUGGACAUCUACUCCGCCAAUGUGAUGCAUUCACUUGCACAAGAAAUAAAGUCAUUUUCUAAAAAUAAGUUGCGCAAACAAUGCACCAGAGUGACGACUUUGAGCGGCAGGCGGAUUAUUGAAACAUGGAAAGGUUCUAUUGUACAGGUGGUUGAGGACACACUACAGCCUGAAACAGCAUGUGGAUAUGUUCAAGAUAAUAGCUGGGACCUUCAGGUUGGAUGUAUUAAACCUCAUCUAUUGCUUGGUUCGCAAGAUGCUGCACAUGACUUUGGUACUUUGAGGAAAUAUAAGGUCACGCAUGUAUUAAAUGUGGCAUAUGGUGUGGAAAAUGCCUUUCCUGAUUUGUUCAUCUAUAAGACACUGAGCAUACUGGAUCUACCUGACGCUGAUAUCAUAUCAUAUGUCCAGGAGUGUGCACAGUUUAUAGACCAAGCUAAAGCUGAGAAAGGAGUUGUGCUCGUUCACUGCAAUUCAGGAGUUUCACGUUCUGUGUCCGUAGUCAUUGGAUAUCUGAUGUUAAGAGAAAAGCAGGCAUUUGAUGAUGCGUUUGCUCUGGUGAAAUCAGCUCGCUCGGUUUCAUGUCCAAACCCAGGUUUCAUGGAACAGCUGAAGAACUUCAGACCGCAAGGCGCUACACAAGCAAAUGGUUUGAAUCAUGAUUGAGCAUGAAUCUAUGACUGCGCUCACUGAAUGUUGAAUUUUACAGCCACCAGUGCUUCCAUGGCAGUUUAAUGUGGUUUAAAGUUAGAAAUGUUCUUAUAAGUGCUAAUAUAGUAAUACAUUUAUUGUUAAAGAAAAGACUUACAGAACAAUAACACACACACACGUCUCCUUUUGAAUUUAUUAGUUGGAAAUGGGGUUGAAUUGGCUACGCCCAACAGAAUGUGGAGUGGGUAAUGACAGGAAGUGGAAUUUACUGAAUUGCAACUUAAAUUCAACAUGACAAUGCAGUAGAUUAGUGCAUUCUGGGAAACGAACCUCAUUUGAUUAUGAAUAUCGUUCAAAGAAUUUUGCGUGUUGUAACAUGUUUAUCUGUAAUUGAUGCAAAAAUAUGCCUAUAUGACUUUAUUUUAAAGUCAUUCUAUUCCAUUUCCAUUCUUUAAAUUCCAUUCAGAAUGAUACAUCUGCAUCCUGCCUGCUACCUCAAUUAUAAUUCUGUUUAAAUUUAGAAAUUUGAUGAGAAUUUAAAGUUGAGAGUGUCUCUGUCUUUGUAGUAGUUACUAUAAAAUCAUAAUACAUUAAUGUGUACUAUAGUGCAUCUUUUAAGAUGUAGUUAUCUUCCAAAUAAAUGAAUCUUCCCAUUCCACCAGAUGAUGAUUUUUUCUUUCGACAGUGACACCUUGUGGCCACAUCGAGCAUUAACAUCAGUUUGGUAACAAGUUUAAGUUUAUUUUAUUAAUAAAGACCAGCUGUUCCUGUAUACACAGUAGCUCGGCCUUUGAUAGUAGAACUAUGUCUUUGUUUUUUUUCCAUUAAUAGCAUCUAUAAUGUUUGUGUCAGAAAGUAGCUAUAAUAUCUUCCAAAGAGAAGGACAAAACUGUUGUUGCUGGUAUAUUACACAUUUACAGUUAAUUUUCUUUUAUAAUUUUUGUAAUUUGAAUUACAUAUAUUUAUGUUUGUUCAUAUAAGAAUUUUAAUCUUUUAUAAAUCCUUCAAUUAAAUUCUACUUUACGCUUAUUUAUUUACAUUGUGUUGUGAUGUGUUUUUCUAAAAGUGGUUCUUGGUUGAAAAAUGCUUGUGAAGAAUU